Molecule: messenger RNA, 3239 nt
Organism: Scophthalmus maximus (turbot)
Lineage: Eukaryota; Metazoa; Chordata; Actinopteri; Pleuronectiformes; Scophthalmidae
Gene: ythdf3
Product: YTH N(6)-methyladenosine RNA binding protein 3
Exons: 5
Coding region: 384-2192 (602 amino acids)
Biological process (GO): mRNA destabilization
Cellular component (GO): cytoplasm
Molecular function (GO): N6-methyladenosine-containing RNA reader activity; mRNA binding
Source: RefSeq, a predicted model, not a curated record
AGCGUCACAAGCGGAAGGUCAUUGAGCGGCAGCACGGAGCGGAAGCGGGAGUAAAGAGCCGAUCCGCCAUUGUGGAAUACGGUGAGGGAUGUUCCAGUAAGACACUCGUCAGUUUCAGAUUGAACCGAUCAAACCGCCGGCCCGUUGGCCCCGGAUCGCCCACGCGAACUGACGCCCUCUCCGCAGACGCAAAGUCGCCGUUUGUGACGGACACACAAGAAGCGGAUCGUCGUCGGCUCUCGGCCGCGGGAGGGAAAAGAAACGCCGCCUCGUCGCCGUGUUCGGGGUGAUCGCACAGCCCGGGAGACGAGCCAGGGAACGCGCCGCGGAGUGCAGAGAGAGAGAGACCCAAAGGACAAGGAAAUAAAGUGCAAAACGGAUCAAUGCAUCAAAAGGAUGGUGUGAAUGAUGAUGAUUUUGAGCCUUACUUAAGCGGCCAGACAAAUCAGAGUAACAGUUAUCCACCAAUGUCUGACCCCUACAUGCCCAGCUACUAUGCUCCAUCCAUUGGUUUCCCUUACUCUCUGGGAGAGGCCGCUUGGUCCACAGCAGGAGACCCUCCAAUGCCCUACCUAGCUACCUAUGGACAGAUGAGCAAUGGCGAGCCGCACUUCAUCCCUGAUGGUGUGUUCAGCCAGCCGGGUGCCCUGGGGAAUACGCCUCCCUUCCUCGGCCAGCAUGGCUUCAACUUCUUCCCUGGUAACGCAGACUUUUCCACCUGGGGCACCAGUGUCUCUCAGGGACAGUCCACACAGAGCUCAGUGUACAGCAACAGCUAUGGGUACGCACCCAGCUCACUGGGCCGAGCCAUAACGGACGGACAAGCCGGCUUUGGAAGUGACACCCAGCUUAGUAAGGUGCCGGUACUGAACAGCAUUGAGCAGGGCAUGACGGGGUUAAAACUGGGUACGGACAUGGUGGCAGCUGUCACCAAAACCGUGGGCUCACCCUUAGGUGGCACAGUAGGUAUGACCAGCAUGGCAGCCAAUAACCUCCCACCGUCUGUUAGCUCGUCAGCACCUAAACCUGCCUCCUGGGCAGCCAUUGCCAAGAAGCCAGCCAAGCUACAGCCCAAGGUCAAACCCAAAGCCAACAUGGGGAUGGGCGGUAUCGCCACCAUCCCCCCACCCCCAAUAAAGCACAAUAUGAACAUUGGUACUUGGGACGAUAAGGGCUCUCUGAAUAAGCCCCCAUUAGCUCAGACUAUGAUGCCCCCACAGCCUCUAUUGCAGCAGCCUCUCCUAGCUCAGCCCCAGCCCUUACUGCAGAACCCUCUGCCCCCUCAGCCUCAACACCAGCCCCAGCAUCAACAUCAACACCAACACCAACACCAACACCAACACCAACACCAACACCCUCACCAACACCAACACCAGCCCUUCCAGCUCCAGUCUCUUCAGUCCCCCCAACACCCCCAGCCUCUGCCCCCUGGCCCUCAGCACAUGCACCUUCACUCUCAGCCUGGCCCCCCACAGCACCUUCAUCAGCAACUACCCCAGCAGCCUGGCCCGCCCCCCAACCGCUGGGUGGCUCCCAGGAACCGGGGCGAGGGCUUUGGUUUUGGCGGGGGAGUCCAACUUAGUGCCUCCCCUUGCUCUGGAGAAGUGCACCCUGUGCUGGAGAAACUCCGUGCCCUCAACAACUACAACCCCAAAGACUUUGACUGGAACUUGAAAAACGGACGUGUUUUCAUUAUCAAGAGCUAUUCAGAAGAUGACAUCCACCGUUCAAUCAAGUACUCUAUCUGGUGCAGUACAGAACAUGGCAACAAGCGCCUGGAUGGUGCCUUCCGCUCUCUGGGCAACAAGGGGCCCCUGUACCUGUUGUUCAGUGUCAACGGCAGUGGGCACUUCUGUGGUGUGGCAGAGAUGCGCUCACCGGUGGACUACAAUGCCUAUGCGGGCGUCUGGUCUCAGGACAAGUGGAAGGGCAAGUUUGAGGUGAAGUGGGUCUUCAUCAAAGACGUGCCCAACAACCAGCUGCGACACAUCCGGCUGGAGAACAAUGACAACAAGCCAGUGACCAACUCCAGGGACACCCAGGAAGUGCCUCUGGAGAAGGCCAAACAGGUGCUUAAAAUUAUCGCCACUUACAAGCAUACCACCUCAAUCUUUGAUGACUUUGCACAUUACGAGAAACGUCAGGAAGAGGAGGAGGCUCUGAGGAAGGAGCGCAAUAGAAAUAAACAGUAAACUUCAAGCAAGCUCUCCGCUAGAACUGCAACACUAAUGACGUAGGACCUUAAAUAAAAAUUUGCCUAACCAAGAGAAAAGGAGGAGGAAGUCCUUACGCUGAAGACGACAAUGUAUCUGAACACUUGAACAUGACAAUAGAUGGACUCAUCUGUAUCCGUUGACUGGUGCAUCAACCCCCCCGUGUUCCCGUCUCACGAGAAGAAGAAAAAGAAGAACCCACGUUGAGAACUCUGUCUUUUAAGCACUUUCAGUCCUUCUGAACAGCCUCUACCAACACCCUUAACCCUCUAACUCUCUGUUAAUCUUCUUUGAUUUUGUUUGUGAGCAACUAACUGACUAACCAGAGUAGUCAGAAGAUUUCGGCGGGCUUAUUUGUAAUUUCUUUUUUUUAAAUGCCUCAAAUGAUUGGGAUAUCGGUGAGCCUCAUUAGCUCCCGGAAAGAAUUAAAGAAAUGUAUAACUUAAUCUUGUACUUGAAUCUGUGUUUAGUCGUCUGAUCCUCCUCAGACGGGGGCUGUGGAUGAUUGACAGGCGGGAGGAAGUAAUUGGGGAAACGGCCACAGUCAUGCCAUUCAUAGGAUGUAUCCUCUCUCCACCUGUUCUCCUUCCUUUCUGCAUUUGUUUCUGUGUACCAAAAGAUUACAAUUAUGCAGCGGGUCGGCAAGUGCCCACCAGUGCACAAUUUUGUUCUUUUUAGUUUUUUUCUCUCUCUCUCUCUCUUGUGAAUCUGUCAUUCUGAAGUGCAUUUGUCUGAGGAGAAACCUGCUGCUCUCUUAGAACUGGCGGUGGCCUCCUCGGGCCCUGUGGGCGAGUGUCUUGACUCUGAUGUUGACGUGCCGCACCGUAGCUCAGGCUUAAAUCAAGACUGUCUGUCCUCCGACAACUCUUAGCACUUUUGGGAGAGCUCCCAUAACAACACCCCUCCUGCUCUGGGCUCGACUGGGAUUCCCCCCAAAAUGGCAAGACACCAACUGCAAAAAGGAUGACAGCUUUCUCCUCUAGGUAACUCACUAGCUAAUUAAAAAUUACCAAUGUUUAGCGCAAA